CAGCGUCCAACCUCUGGAAACUAUGGCAACGAGUGCAGAUCCCAUGACAGCGGAGUAGGGGGAGGGAACGAUGAUAACUUUGAUGCAAUGUUUUGGAAGAUGGGAGCAAACAGUAUGAAGAAAUUCUUUACAGCUCUGAACACAAUGGAAACCAAAAGUUUGAGUUUAACCAGAGAGGUUCUGAAGGAACGUAAGCAGCUGGAAGUUGCAGUGGUGGGAUUGCAGACGCAGAUCCGAGUUGGUCUCACCAAACUGGAAGAACUCAGGAAAACGGAACAAGCUCUGAACCAACACCAAACCGAGCUGGAUGCAAAUAAAAACUUUGACUACGAGAUUGAAGUUACACAUCCAGUAAAGGAGGAUAUUAGUGGGACUGGUUAUUAUAUAACCAACUGUCAGAAAUGUUUCUUUACCUGCCACUUUCCCUGCGGCUAUUCUAACGACGAUGAUAAACGUGAAUGUUGUGCAAUGGACCAACAAGGGAACUGUAUGGUCUGUCCACUAAAGUGCAUCUGGAAUGUUCACUUCAACCAAAAGUACAAGUUUGAUUAUGUAACGAAAAAGGAGAAGAAGACAUACAGUGAGCUGAAAGAAAAGUACGAGAAGGCCUAUGGUGCGAAGAUGAGCCAACAGAAUGUUAUGGAAUCACUUAAGCAGGAGUUUGCUGACGUGAAGUACACAGUUCUGGCGCUGAUUGAUCAAUUAUCUGGCAGCAUUAGACGACUUGAAGAAAUAGCUCUGAGGCCAAACCCAUUAUCCACCCCAGCUUACAUUGACCUCAUGAUUCAGUCUGAGAAAGAAGAGGCGAAGCCCGGGUUCAUGGAGCGAAUUCAGACACUGGGGAAAGUAAAGGAACAGGCAGAGUUAAUACAAAAGGUAGCAAAUAAUGAGAAUAUGUUACCAGGGGGGUUGAAGGGAGGUCCAAUGGUUGGGAAAAGUGCUGGAAAAAAGACAGAAGGAAGAUUUUCUAAAGUAAUAAAUUGGUUCACAUUCAAAUAGUAGAUGAUAACAAUUCCAACUGUUCCCAAUAGAGGGUGCAAAUGUUUCACUCAGCCCUGAAACAAUCCAUUCUUCUAAUUCCCCCUCCUUCUCCUGCCUCACCUUCCCACAGCCUUUCACACCACACCUUGCUUCUUCAAUGCUGCCCCACCAUCACCAGCUAGCUGCCACUCCCUUCACCCUGCUACUUGGCCAAGUACCACAUCAUUACCUCAUGAGAGCCUGAAGAAUCUAUCCACAACCCUUCCUGUUCCAUGUUCAUGUUACCGCGCGGAAAGCUCACCUAAAUCACGGCGCCCAAUUCUUCACUAGAUGGGCUGCCCCCUGCACUAGAUCAUAACCUUCUUCCCCAAACCCCACUCUGUCCGUGAGGUCAGACGGCACAUUUCCCACUCAGCGUCAGAGGAGGGGAAGCUUUCUGUCAGCUCUGUGUCUCUCCCUGGUCAUCGCCAGAGUUCGAGUCACGGGCUGGUGGGGGGUAAUGUAGUCAUAGACAAUGUCAUGGAAACUGUUCUAUCCCCCCCCCCCCCCCCCCCAGCCUCAGGACAAGAUACAGAGUGCGCGUCAAACUCAGCAGGACUCGACCUCUGUCGCCACUGAGACAGCGACACACACACAGGAACUCCUCCAGCUCACAGGCACGUUGAGAAGUUGGUCUCAUCAAGAGCACGAGAAGGACCAAAUGAAAUGGAGCAUCACAUCACAGAACAACCUCCUUCACUCUCCAUGUGCUCACCACUCAGGGAUCAGUACCUUCCAUGUCCUGGACACCAUCACCCGAUGGACAAUGGACCUUCUCCAUGAAGAAGGAGCCUCAGGCCAAAGCCAACCAAAUACCCCCACCUGCACACAAAACCAUCUGCAAGAGGGACCACAGGGCACCAGACAUCUGGGAACUAGAGCUGGGAGACAGCUGCUGAGUAUCGCCGUCAUUGGAAUGUGAUCCAGAGUAGAUUACAUGGUGGUGUUUACAGGGAGAUGUGGAACUGGUUAAAAGCAAAUAUUAGUUGGGCGAGCUAGACUGCCUUCCAGACACGAUGGACUGAAUGGCCUUCUGCCGUGCUGUGACUAUCCCAGAUUGCACCAGACCCAUUCUCCAGCUUGACCUUCACCUUGAUGUGAGCUUCUGGUUCCAUGUUUAUUAUAUUACCGAGGUCUUGUUCUACCUUCGAGACUUGGGAUAAAAGCAUCGGUGAAAUUCAGGUAUAGGGUAAUGAGUGAGGAUGGGGAAGGACAUCUGAGCCCCCUUGUGAACAGGCUCAGAGUCCCUCUUGAACUCAGGGACAGGGUACGAGCUUACUUUCCCCGCUGCCUAAUGCACAUCCUGUUCAUCGAUUCGCCAGCAACUGAGGCAGAGUUUCUGUGUCCCAGCUGGUAACGGGACUGAGUCACCACAUUGACUCCUUCCUGCCCUGCUGUGGCACAUGCCUAGCCUGCAAGUCCUGCAUAUCGGAAUGGAGUUCCUCCUAGUCCCGAUGGCAUUUCAUGCAUUUUGCAAGUCCUGGCCUUGUUUGUCCUCCCAAAUCAUAUCUCAUAUCGGCAGUGACUCCCACCUACCAUCCCUCUGUCCAUUUCACCAAAUGAACAAUAUAUCAAGUAGUCUCAGACUAGACUGCUCAUGACUGACAUCAAUUUGCAUGUCAUCUUCAAACUUGCUAAUCAGACUUCUGUCUUGAGAUAAAAAUCAUUCUUCUUUUCAACUGUCAGGCCCCAUCACCAGCCUCUCUGACACAACAUUGGUCAUGAUCAUAAAUUCUCCACAUCACGCUCUGAAUCCUAUUAACAAGCCCAUUAUGGAUCCAAUUUCUUCUAGAUCCCAAAAGCUCGAACCUCCGUGACAAGUUUCCCUUAUAUGCCCUGUCAAAGACCACAUUACCCUCAAUGCCCUCGUCAAUACAUUCUAUUGUCUCUUCAAACAAAUAAUCAGAUUGAUCAAGUAGGAUCACUUCUUUUUUAUUUUUUUUAAUUAAUAUUUUUAUUAGAAGCAAUUGUACGAAGAUAAAACAUUCGGCAUCUAAAAUUAUACAAUUAUUGUACAGCUUCAUUUUUAACCUUAUAACCUGAAAAUGAAAAAAGAAAAGUAAAAGAGAACAAGAAAGGGAAAAAGUGAACAGUGAAAAGAUAGAUCGAAAAAGAACAAAAGAAAGACCCCUAAACUACCAAAGAAGUGUGGUCGAAAGAUAUGGAAGUAAGAAAAAAGAAAGAUGGAGAUAUACCUUGCCUCUCGACCCCCCCCCCCCCCCCCCCCACCCCCCGCCCUUCU
Molecule: messenger RNA, 3262 nt
Organism: Amblyraja radiata (thorny skate)
Lineage: Eukaryota; Metazoa; Chordata; Chondrichthyes; Rajiformes; Rajidae
Exons: 1
Coding region: 88-999 (303 amino acids)
Source: RefSeq, a predicted model, not a curated record